Molecule: messenger RNA, 3926 nt
Organism: Drosophila elegans
Lineage: Eukaryota; Metazoa; Arthropoda; Insecta; Diptera; Drosophilidae
Gene: pHCl-1
Product: glutamate-gated chloride channel
Exons: 17
Coding region: 621-3560 (979 amino acids)
Biological process (GO): signal transduction; nervous system process; chloride transmembrane transport
Cellular component (GO): synapse; neuron projection; membrane
Molecular function (GO): extracellular ligand-gated monoatomic ion channel activity; chloride channel activity; transmembrane signaling receptor activity
Source: RefSeq, a predicted model, not a curated record
GGGUCGGGUUUGCAAUUCAACAGCACUGCGGAAGCGGAGAAAAUUGUGUCGCCACAGCGGACGGGCCAAACAAUAAGCCAGCGUAGUAAUAUCGACUUCACCGCCCUCGAUAUACUAUAUAUAUAUAUAUAUAUAUAUAUAUAUAUUAUAGAUGAUAUUCUCCACAGCCAGCGGCAACUGCACAUAAGUUGCAACAAGCAAAGUAACAACAACCACUAAAAAAAAAUCGUAACAAAAAAGGUAGAAAAAAGGUAGAAAAAAUAAACAACACAAUAUUGUAAGCGGGCUGAAAGGCGUUGCCAGAUUGUUGGCCAACAACAACGACGACAGAAACAACAGUAACAACAACAACAACAACAACAACAGUUAACAACGCCACAACAAUAGCCUAAAGGGCCAAAUGAACGUUGUUGGCUAGUCCGUCUGUCGCCCGCUUGGUGGCGCUAGUUACUACAAUAACAACAACUACAACAACAACAACGCUGCGUGCUGCUGCUGGAAAUCCUGUCGCUAAUUAGGCUUAUCUUUUUCAGGGGGUUCGCGUGGUGCGCUCAUAUGCAGACUGAAGGCGAUUGAGGACUCCAUUGAACUGGCUGCCGGGUUAAAUUUGUUGUCAUAACAUGGGCUGCGUCUUUGAAGCGGCCAAAGAGCAGCCCCACAAACCGAGACGCAAGCAACUGAGGCGCAACCAAUGCCGUGGCAGAGCAGCAGCAGUGCCGGGGACCAGGGGCAAGAACGCUGCCAGAGCAAACGAGAAGCCAGCUGAGGACAUCAAAAUCAAGGAUAACUAUCAACAAAACCAUAAAACGCAAACGCCAACCGAAACCGAAACACAAACGCAAACGCAAACCCAAACGCAAACGCAAACGCCAACGCCAACAGAAGCCCAAGCACAAUCAGAGGCCGAAACAGAGGCAGCAAGUGGGCCCAAACAUCUAAAAGCGACGGCUCAAGUGCUUUUAACGAUACGACAGGCACGUCAGGAGAAGAGCCAGCCCGGUAGUCAAGUGGCUGGGGCGCACAAGGAUAACGGCGAGGACGCGUUGGCGACGCAGGGAUCCAUUGCCGAUACGACUGCCCGGAUCGGAAUCGAUAUUGCGGCCGCACGGAGGCCACAGCCAGUCGCCGAGCGGGAUGAGGACGACCAGCGUCGGCAGCACCAUGUCCAUGUCCGCCGGCGGAGGCGCCAUGUGGCAACGUCCCAGUCGCCAGCCACAAAUGCUGGCAUCUCAGCGCUCUCCCUGCAUUUCCAUGCCCUCGCCGCCCUAGCGAAAACGCUGCAGUGGCAGGACGAGAGUGCGCCCCAAGAUCGCCAGCCACUAGCCUACCGCCAGUGGCAAGGACAUGCCUACGCCGAGGGCCCGCUGCCCAUUGUCGCCAAUGUCGGCGCCACGGCAGCGGCCACCUCGGCGGCCGCCUUCCAGUAUCUCGGCCAGCACUACAAGCACUACAGCCAGUCGAUCAGCUUCUAUGCCGCCUCCAGCGUCAUCCUGAUGCUCUGCUACCUGACCACCGCGUCCACGGCAGCAACCACGCAGUCGGAGACGGGUGUCCUCGACAAGCAUCCCAUUCAUGGCAUCGAUUGGUCGAAAUUCGACGAGUCCAGUUCGGAUAAGGAGAUAUUAGAUUUACUGCUUGAAAAGAAGCGCUACGAUAAACGAUUACUGCCGCCUGUAAAUGAUGAAGACUUUUGCUGUGGCUUGCAAUCGCCCGAUAUGGCAACUAAUCAAAAUGCACGGAGGCCACACAAUCGCGGCACUCUGACAGUGAACGUGAAUGUUCUGCUCCUGAGCUUAGCAUCGCCCGAUGAAAGUAGUUUGAAAUACGAGGUGGAAUUUCUGCUGAACCAGCAGUGGAACGAUCCGCGACUGCAGUAUGGCAAUAAGUCGCAUUAUGACUUUUUAAAUGCUCUGCAUCAUCAUGACAGCAUCUGGACGCCGGAUACGUAUUUCAUUAUGCAUGGCGAUUUCAAGGAUCCCAUCAUACCAAUGCAUUUCGCUUUAAGAAUAUAUCGGAACGGGACCAUUACGUACGCAAUGAGACGUCACCUGAUCUUAUCCUGCCAGGGAAGUCUUCAUAUAUUUCCUUUCGAUGAUCCAAAGUGUUCCUUCUCCAUGGAGAGCAUUUCCUACGAGGAGGCCCAAAUCAAAUACGUCUGGAAAAACGAUGAGGACACUCUGCGGAAAAGUCCUUCGCUGACCACACUAAAUGCGUACUUGAUCAAAAAUCAAACAACGGCCUGCGAUCAGAAUAGCUGGAGAGGGAACUACAGCUGUCUUAGGGUCGAUUUAAUCUUUACCAGAGAUCGUGCAUUCUAUUUCACCACCGUUUUUAUACCCGGCAUUAUAUUGGUGACGUCGUCCUUUAUAACUUUCUGGCUGGAAUGGAAUGCCGUGCCAGCUAGAUCGAUGAUAGGCGUGACAACAAUGCUGAAUUUCUUCACUACCUCGAAUGGUUUCCGGAGCACUCUGCCGGUUGUUUCCAAUUUGACGGCGAUGAACGUGUGGGACGGCGUCUGCAUGUGCUUCAUUUACGCCUCCCUACUGGAGUUCGUCUGCGUCAAUUAUGUGGGGCGUAAGCGCCCCCUGCACAACGUCGUCUAUCGGCCCGGCGAGAAUCCCGUAACACAGCGUCUUCCAGCAGUACUAAGCAGGAUCGGAGUAAUUCUUGCAAGUCCUUUGGCAAGCGCCGCGGCCACGCCGGCCAUGUCGAUGAUGGGCGGUGCCACGCCCAUGUCCAGCGGCACCCCGGCCGCCUCCUCCUCGGUGGCCACGCCCGGAACGCCGAGGACCACCGAUCCGGAGGAGUUCUUCGGCGGUGGCAUGCGUUGGCAGGAGGCGCAUGGCGGCAUCAUUGGAGCUGCGGUUCACAAUCUCCGGGCACGUUCUAUAAAACGGAAGGCGGCCAGAAGUCCCUCCACUUCUGUGUCCCCCAAUCCCAGUGGACUGCCGCCAACCACUGAGCACAUAUACGAGGAGCCGGGCGGAGCCACUUCCGGUGCCAGCAACACGAAAGUCAAGUUCAAGGACGAGCUGAAGGAGGAGGUGAAGGAGGAGCCGGAGGCGAAGGCGGAAUCCUUGGCCCUCCGUCGAUCGGUGGCCACCAGCACACCCGCCCUGGUGGUCCGGAUCGAGGCUGAGACCGAUCUGGAGGCGGAACCAGCCAAGGAUAUGGAAAUGACCGAACGCCAGUUGCCACUGCCGUUGAAACCACCGCGCCGCAAGGCCUCGCGAUCCAAUUCACCCGCCUCGGUUUACGGCGAAUGCAGUGCCACGGAUGCGUUCGGAAAUGCGGAAGCUACAGGCGAGAAACGACGAGACGCCGGUGCCCCGAACGAAAUCGUGGCCUGCACCACCUGCGGCGGCAGCAACAGUCCGUGCACCCAUUCUGCGAACAAUGGCUGUGCCACGGAGACCUGCUUCGUUCAAGUGCGGAAAAAAGAGCCACCUCAUCCGAUUCGAGUGGCCAAGACGAUCGAUGUCAUCGCUAGAAUUACAUUUCCAACUGCUUAUGCCAUUUUUCUGAUAUUCUUCUUUGUACACUAUAAAGGAUUUUCGUAAAAUUAAGCAAACACACUAAAAACAAUGCAUAAACAUACAUAUAGAUACUUGAACACGCUAAAUUGCCGAAGCAAAGCCAGAAAAGCAAACUCGAACGGCGUGAAAAUGCAUAACUCGUAAAGUAUUUUGUAGAGAACCAUGCAAACUGACUUGAAAACUCGUUUGCUAAUUUUUAGGGCCUUGCAAAGUCAUAUAAUUUUAAUGUAACAAAGGGAAACACAAAGUACAUCUAGUUAUUCAUUAACGAUUAUUUAAAUGGCAACAACAUGACAAAUCCAGUGAUAAAAACGUCAAAAUGAAAAAAAUUAGUUUAAACUGAGUUGUUAACGGGGAUAAAACCAAAAUGAAUAAGUUGUUAAUAAUUAA